Molecule: messenger RNA, 606 nt
Organism: Drosophila willistoni
Lineage: Eukaryota; Metazoa; Arthropoda; Insecta; Diptera; Drosophilidae
Gene: EbpIII
Product: ejaculatory bulb-specific protein 3
Exons: 2
Coding region: 91-474 (127 amino acids)
Source: RefSeq, a predicted model, not a curated record
UCAUCAGUUAGUUCAAGCUUUUGCAUUACUACACAACUAGUUCGUCUUCGACUUGGCUUAUUGUCCGAGAUCAAUAAUCGAUCCUUAAAAAUGAAGGCUGCGUUCGUUCUAUUGACUUUGUCAAUAGCUUUGGUUAUAGCUGAUGACAAAUACACAACCAAAUAUGAUAGUGUCGAUAUUGAUGAAAUUUUGAAGUCCGAACGACUUUUCAGCAACUAUUUCAAGUGUCUCAUCGAAACUGGCAAGUGCACUCCCGAAGGACGUGAGCUCAGAAAGUCCCUGCCCGAUGCAUUGAAAACAGAGUGCAGCAAGUGCAGCGAUAAGCAAAAAGAGAACACUGACAAAGUUAUCCGCUUUAUUCUGGACAAUAAGCCAGACCAAUGGAAGCAACUGCAAGACAAAUAUGACCCUGAGGAUCUCUAUAUUAAGCGUUACAGAGCCAAGGCUGCCGAGCGUGGAAUCAAGAUUAAGUAGACUAUCGUCCAAAAACGAUAUGCUUCUUUAACAUAUUGAAAAUAAUAUUCAUCAGCGCAUCAGAAAUGUAUACGUAUUUAUAAGAUUGUGUGUGUUGAAUAAUAAAGUUUGUUUUAUGGAUCUUGCAAUAUA